GACGCACAAGCCGCACUCGGCGCGGACCGCUACGACCGCCGGCGACGAAAUGCCCACAGAAACCACGCUGCCACACGUACGAGAGACACCGGGCGGGAAACCUCGGGCACGGGCAGAGAGUUCCCUUCUGCAGCCGCGCUCUCCCCUCCGCAGACCCGUACGUACAUUCACCGCUUCCCCCGGGGCCUCGCCCGGAGGCCGCAGCCCCGCCCGGGCCCCGCUUCUCCUCAGAGCAACGGCCGCGGCGGGAGCCCGCCCCGCCGGCCCCGUGAGGCGAGGCCCGGGCCCAGCUCCGCCCCGCCGCCGGGACGUGCACUCGCUCGGCGGGCCAUGGAGGCGGCCGGCGGGGCUCGGGGCUCGGCGCUGGCGCUGCUGGUGCUGGUGGUGGCCGGGCUGGGAGGCGAGGCGGAGGAGCCGCGGUCGGCGAGGCAGCGGGGGGACGAGCAGUGCCAUUACUACGCGGGAGGCCAGGUCUACCCCGGGGAGGCGGCUGGGGUGCCCGUCUCCGACCACUCGCUGCACCUCAGUCAGGCCAAGAUCUCCAAGCCAGCACCUUACUGGGAAGGAACAGCAGUCAUUAAUGGAGAGUUUAAAGAGCUGAAAUUAACAGAUUAUGAAGGAAAAUAUCUUGUCUUCUUCUUCUACCCUCUCGACUUUACAUUUGUAUGUCCAACUGAGAUAAUCGCCUUCAGUGACAGAAUUGAAGAAUUCAGAGCAAUAAAUACCGAAGUAGUAGCAUGUUCUGUGGACUCAAAGUUCACUCACUUAGCAUGGAUUAAUACUCCUCGAAAACAAGGAGGACUUGGACCUAUGAAGAUUCCACUUCUUUCAGAUUUGACACACCAAAUUUCAAAGGAUUACGGAGUGUAUCUGGAAGAUCAAGGGCAUACACUUAGAGGCCUUUUCAUUAUUGAUGAGAAGAGGAUCCUUCGACAGAUCACGAUGAAUGACCUUCCUGUUGGGAGAUCAGUGGAUGAAACGCUUCGUUUAGUACAAGCAUUCCAAUACACAGACAAACAUGGAGAAGUUUGCCCUGCUGGUUGGAAACCGGGCAGUGAAACAAUCAAACCAGAGGAAGCCAUGAGAGUGUGGUGGCCAAGGGAAGAACUAUAAUUCCAGAUCCCGCUGGAAAACUGAAGUAUUUCGAUAAACUGAACUGAGGCUCACUUCUGUUGAAUUACAUAGGUCACAUUCAGCUUGAUUUUUGCCAAUAAAAUUUCAUUAAUUUUGUUA
This is a messenger RNA of Aquila chrysaetos chrysaetos, 1233 nucleotides long. RefSeq names its product peroxiredoxin 4 (gene PRDX4). The transcript is spliced from 8 exons. Gene Ontology annotation, cellular component: cytosol; endoplasmic reticulum. Gene Ontology annotation, molecular function: thioredoxin peroxidase activity. Bases 331 to 1113 code for a protein of 260 amino acids. Lineage: Eukaryota; Metazoa; Chordata; Aves; Accipitriformes; Accipitridae. Gene Ontology annotation, biological process: cell redox homeostasis; response to oxidative stress; cellular response to stress. The record is from RefSeq and is a predicted model, not a curated record.